AUGCCGACGGAUGACUACCGCAAGGAGCGGCCAGAAAUUGACAUUGGCUACCACCGCAAGGGACAACUGCUCAACAUCUGGCGCAUGAAAGCGAGCUCCAGAGCAUCCAAGGCCAGCAUCCACGAUCUACUGUUCUUGGGUGAACGCGCACUCGACACGAUGACGGAAGCGGCUAUGCAUAAGAGCGUGGAUCGCUCCGCCGCCGGCUGCGCCAAAUUCGGACUGGCCGUCAAUGCGGAGAAGACGGUGGUCGUGCAUCAACCGGUGCCAAACGUAGAAUACAGAGAACUUACAUCACCGUCAAUGAAGCUUGCCUAA
This is a messenger RNA of Spirometra erinaceieuropaei, 318 nucleotides long. The record is from the annotation of a GenBank genome assembly. NCBI's taxonomy places the organism in Eukaryota, Metazoa, Platyhelminthes, Cestoda, Diphyllobothriidea, Diphyllobothriidae.